GCCUUUUGGAGAGAAUAGAAAAAUAAGAAUAGAAACUGGAGUCAUUCACAGUGGUGAGACAAUAUUCUUAUCAGAAGAGAGAUGGCAGAAACCAGUUCUCCUGCAAACAUCAAAGAAAAGAUCAAUGCAAUCCGAUCAGUUGUUCCAAACAAAAGCAAUAAUGAGAUAGUUCUGGUGUUGCAGCAAUUUGACAACAAUGUAGACAAAGCUGUUCAAGCUUUUAUGGACGGUAGUGCAAUUCAGGUUCUAAAAGAAUGGAAUAUGACAGGGAAAAAGAAGAACAACAGGAGAAAAAGAAGCAAAUCUAAACAGCUCCAGGCCAAUAAAGAUCCUAAAGAUAAGAACGCUGGACCAGAGAAGGCGUCUCAGGAGCCCCAGGGAACACACRGCUGCCAUGUGAAUGGGCGCUAUAAGGACAACUGCUGCAGUAAUUCUAGCAAUGAAAAGUUGGAAGUCACCAGUCUUGAAAACAGAAGCUCRGCAUUUGUACAGUCAACACCUGUCUGUCCAGAAAUCACAGACAAAGGACAAGAACAGCAGAGAAUAUCCACAGAAUUAACCCCAAAGUCAAUAAAUGGAGUGGAUCAGUGCGAGCCUCCUCAGUCAUCAGCUCAACUUCAGUGUAACUCAGGCAGGCCAAAGUCAAAAACUUCCUCAGUUAAAUCACCCAACUCUACAGCCCACCUUGAAAUAAAGCCAGAUGAUUCGGUUAAAAAAAGAGGACCAAACAUUGAAAAAUCAUUGAAGGAUUUGCAGCGCUGCACUGUUUCUCUAACCAGAUACCGCAUGAUGAUCAAAGAGGAAGUGGAUAAUUCGGUGAAGAAGAUCAAAGCUGCAUUUGCAGAAUUACACAGCUGCAUCAUAGACAGAGAAGUGUCAUUAAUGGCAGAACUUGAUAAAGUUAAAGAAGAAGCCAUGGAAAUCCUGACUGCUCGGCAGAAGAAAGCUGAGGAGCUGAAGAGACUGACAGACCUAGCCAGUCAGAUGAGUGAGGCACAACUGUCUGAACUCAGGGCCGAAAUUAAGCACUUYGUAAGUGAACGAAAAUAUGAUGAAGAGUUGGGCAGGUCUGCCCGAUUUUCCUAUGAUACAGAGCAGCUGACAACCCAAAUUCAGCUGUGUGGAGAGAUUUCUCGCCCAAAGAACAACUAUUCCUCAAGAACACCAUGUAGUUCAGUGCUCUCUUCAAUAACUUCACAAGUAACAACUGGCAAGCAAAAUGCACACACACGAAAAUCUUCUAGUAAUGCCAAGAACUUUGAUAAUAAAACAGCCAACACUAAAGUACAAGGUCAUCUUUCUUCCAAUCCUACAGAAUCCUCUCCCCAAGGAAUCCCAACAAAUAAGCAGAAUGCACCCUCUAGCCAGAGACGAAGAUUCAACCCUCAGCAUCAAAACCCUCGGCUCAAUGGAUCUCUUAAGCCACAAGGUGCCAGUAAUGAGGCUGACCAAAGUAAUGUAAAGAGUGGUUCCAGGUCUGAACACAGAAGACAACAGCAUAACAGCUUCCGACAUAAAAACAAAGGAGCUAUGAAAAAUCAAGAGCAGUCCACGACUACAAGGACCACAGAAAAUGUGACGCACUCAGAAAAAAACAGGCGGAAGCAGCAUCCAGCAGACGCCGCGGAUCACCGUCCUUUCCGAGGCAGUGUUGGCAGGGUGUCGCAAUGCAAUUUAUGCCCUGCGAGGAUGGAGGUCUCUGCUGAUGCCACUGUGCUUUCAGUGCCAGCUGUGACUUUGGUGGCUUAAAAUGUCACAGUGAAGGCAGGCAGAGAAAUUUCAUGUCUUUAUUUUAGUUUACUGCUGGAGAUGCUUGUUGAAAUGGUGAAGAAAAUAAUUGAGAACACAGCCAUUUUAAAUCUGUUGCUGCUUAAAACUUGUUGAUAUCUUUAUUACUUGCUAAUUAUCAGCAUUAAUUCAUACUUUCAAGGCUUUGCCCAAUAUGCUCACAGUUAUUUUGUCAUGACAGUACAGAAUCUUACCAAAGCAGCAUUUACUACUUAGAAGAAUGAAAUCCUGACUGAAAAAUUGAAGAUUAAAUUCACAAUAGUAAAAGACCUGUUGUAGAUAUGUGGUUAUAUCAGUCAACAUUACUACUAUUUAGAGCAGCCAGUGCUGGGAAAGAUCCCAAGAAGAUUGUACGCUCUGGUCUGCAAUGAAAUUGAAUAAUCUUGUAGAAUUUUCUGAAAAAAGAUCUAUACACCUUUCUUUCUGUGUUUGUAUAUGUGUGUGUUUAUAUACACGUGCAUACAUAGACAUACAUGCACGCACACUGUAUACACACAGAGUAUUGUUAUAUACAAGAAAAUCUGAGAAAGUAGUACAUUUGAUUUUUUGCU
Molecule: messenger RNA, 2339 nt
Organism: Nothoprocta perdicaria
Lineage: Eukaryota; Metazoa; Chordata; Aves; Tinamiformes; Tinamidae
Gene: SPATS2L
Product: spermatogenesis associated serine rich 2 like
Exons: 12
Coding region: 82-1749 (555 amino acids)
Cellular component (GO): cytoplasm
Molecular function (GO): protein binding
Source: RefSeq, a predicted model, not a curated record